AUGUCGAGAACCCAAUCACGAAUUGCCCGAUUAUCUCAAAUGUUUGAACAAAAACAGAAUGAUGGUGUUCCUAAAUUGGAAGAGUUAAAAGCAAAAAGAAGAACGCCAUCAUUUGGAAAGUCUGCAAAGAAAGAUGAAAACCAUCUAACAAGUGAUACAACAUCAACACCAAAUAAUGAGAAUAACAGAGUUAUUGAAAAACCAAUUGAAACAAUUCCUUUAGAUAAAUUUGAUGAUGAUUUAGACUAUGAAGAAGAAAUAUUAUUUGAAAAGAAGAAAUAA
Molecule: messenger RNA, 282 nt
Organism: Entamoeba nuttalli P19
Lineage: Eukaryota; Evosea; Mastigamoebida; Endamoebidae
Exons: 1
Coding region: 1-282 (93 amino acids)
Source: RefSeq, a predicted model, not a curated record